This is a messenger RNA of Chiloscyllium plagiosum (whitespotted bambooshark), 5041 nucleotides long. The record is from RefSeq and is a predicted model, not a curated record. Lineage: Eukaryota; Metazoa; Chordata; Chondrichthyes; Orectolobiformes; Hemiscylliidae.
CAGCUGAAGUACACAGGCAGUGAGGAUGAUUUACUCUCCAACAUGGAGACGCUGAGCUUACUGGGUAGUGCCACCACACUGGCAUCCAGCAUGGUGGAGAUGGAGGUUGGCACGGAAACCAAGGCUGGAGACUCAGGUUCACUAGAGACGCCUGACUGUCCAUUCAGAGAUGAGGCCUCCCCAGACCGAAUAGCCCAGAGCGGGGCAGACAAGCAGGAGGAUGCGGAGCAGUAUGAAGAAAGUCCAGAAUUUGGUGGCAUCAGCAACAUUGAUCUGGAGAUGGAACAGAUAUUUGCGAACAUGGAGUUGUUGCAGAAGAAAGCCCCUGAAGAUCUGGGUGCCAUUGUGGAAGAGCCCUCAUUUCAACUCGGAGCUGUGAGCGAGGGUGACUCCCUGCUGGAUGUUUAUGAGGACACCGAUGUUGAAGUCUCCGGGAUUUCACUGCUGGAUAUUGCCUACGUUAACGGAACGGAGGAAAGUCAGACCUGCAACAGUGAAUCGUCUGAAGACAACGACCUCCAGAGGCAAACGCAGGGCGUGGGUGAGGCGGGGCGAGAUGCCGAGGGCUCUCGAGGUGUCUGCACGUGCUCUGGAAGUGUCUGCACGUGCUCUGGCGGUGUCGGCACGUGCUCUGGCGGCGUCGGCGCAUGCGCUAAUGGAAGGCGGGCGUGUGGAGGCGCUGCUUGUGAGGACCAGCACAGCUCCCGCCAUGACGGUGAGGAGAGCCAAUCAGGGAGCGAGGAGAGUUUCAAACUUAACGGCUACCCCGCGGCGAUGGAAUCGGAAAGUGCCGCCCGGGGGGAGAUGGAAGAUAGUGGACACUCCAAUGGCUUGGCCGAAGGGGCUGGGGUUAUAAAGGGCUCGCUCCGGGUGGAGAAUGACCGGCUGCUGAUCGAGAAGAUUAAGAAGUAUUAUGAGUCGGCGGAGAUGGCCAACGACCAGUCCUACCUUCAGCGGAGGGAGAGCAUCUCCUUCAUUCCGACCGGCGUGGUGAGGGACUCCAUCCUGCGGUUUAAUUACCAGAGCAUUCCCGAGGGGCCGAGCGGCAAGGCCUCCGGUCACUCCCGCUCGGCGGUCAGCGGCUCGGACCCGCAGACCCCCCCGGGGGGCGGUCAGCUCCCGCUGGGCUCGGCCCGAGUGCCCGCGGCGCCUGGCGCAGCCGCCGAGCCGCCGGCGGAGUUCAGAUCCUCGGCGGAGAUUAUCAAGGUGUGGCGGGAGAUGGAGAAGGCGGCCCACUUCUGUCACCAGCACGAGGCGUGGGGCGGCUGCAGGAAGGCGGUGGCCGAGAGCGAAGGCCCCCCCGGUCCCCGGUACACCGAGCCCCUGCUCAUCGUGGAGGACUCCGACCUCCGGCCCUCCACAGACUUGCCCAAAGCACCGGCCGACGUGCAGGAGGGGAACCGGAGGGACCGGGGCCCCGAGGUGGAAGCCAGUCGGGGCGACGAGAGCCUCCCGGCUGGCCGGGUGCCCUGUACUCCUUGCUGGGCCAGCCACGGCCUGCCCCGCUGCGGCGGCCUCCACAGCUGCCUCCUCCAGAGCUCGGAGAAGAUCAUGAGCAGAGUCCAAGUGCUGGCCCAGAUGUACAGCCAGCGGGUCAGCAGGAGGAAGGCGGCGAUGCCGCGGAGGAUCUGGGAGCUGGAGCCCAAGGCCAGAGCAGAAGAGCAGCCGCGGAGGAGGAGGCCAGGGCUGAGAGUGACCAGAGCCCGUGAGGAGGUGUACGUGGAAACUGACGAUGAAGUGACAGCACUCCAGCACCCAGGUCCGUUUGGACAUGUGGUCAUUCAAGAUCCAACCCCUCUCCUCUACGCCCAGGAGAACAUUGUCCAGCUCUCCGUUUCCAAAGCCAAGUCUGAAAUCUCCAGCCUGCAGCUACGCGAUCCCAGAGAAGAUGCAUCAUCACAGCAAAGAGCCAACUCAAUAGCACGGGACAUCUCCUCACUGGAGAACUCCUUACCCACAAGCCCUCAAUCCCCCAACAUUACCUCCCCUGACUCGCUGCCUCUCGGGGUCAGCACUGAGCUUCCUUCUUUCACUCGGAUUAGCUCAGGACCCCUGUCACUGACUUCCACACCCCCUGGUUCCUCCUCAGCAAACCUUCCUGUGUCUGGAAUUGGCCCCUCAUUGACAACAGGUCUCACAGCGCAGUCACCUACCUCAGAAUGUCUGGCUCACACUCAGCACAGCCCACUCCCCCCGUGUAAGACCAGACCAGUUCCUCCCCCCUCCCAGACAGGUCCCAGAGCAUCCUCCCCUCUCUCUGGGCGUUCCAGCCCACUGCCCUUGGUCAGACACAUGGACCAGUCUCUGGUCUCGGACUGGUCCGAUACGGCACCAAAGGGAAUUUUACAAACAGGCACCAAGAGGACAAACCCAAAAACUCCGCCAUCCCUCCCUCAAACUCCCGACCACUCUCAGUCACCGUCUCUGCUGCUCUGUAACCCUCUGGAACAGACCCCCCAUUCUAGUGCUCUCAAGGGGUGUGGUGUCAGGGAACACCACCCCAAGGGAUGUGGUGUUGGGGAGACCCGCCUAGGUAGGUGUGGUUUGGAGGUGCCCCACCCUCAUGGGUGUGGUUUGGAGGAGCCCUACCCUGGUGGGAGUGGUUUGGAGGAGCCCCGCCCUGGUGGGAGUGGUUUGGAGGAGCCCAGCCUGGGUGGCUGUGGUUUGGAGGAGCCCUGCCCUCGUGGGUGUGAUUUGGACGAGCCCUGCCCUGGGGGGUGUGGUUUGGAGGAGCCCCGCCCCCAGGAGGGCGUAGCCGCUCAUCGGGGCAGGGGCUCGGUAGCUCGUUCGUUGUCGUGUCCGGUCCCUGGUGCCCCUCACGAGGCCGCUCUGCCCAAGCCUGGCAGCCCGCUGGCGUGCGAAGGCUCCGAGUUCUGCUGCUCGCUGCCGCCAUGGGUCAGCCUCCGGGGCAGGUCCCCAUCCCCCUCUGCCAUCCGGCAGCUGGAGCAGUCCUCCAGGGGCACCGCCAACCUAGGCCGUGCCACCCACACCGUCCAACCCUCACCCACCAUGGGCCCUGAGGCCAAGCCUCCGCCUUCCCCUCUGCCAUCGCGGACAGACCCCUCCUCGCAGGUGUGCCCGCCCUCAGGGCCCGGGCCCCUGAGCUCCGGGAGCCGUGCGGGAGGUUCGCCCGGUCCAGGGGUGGUUGGCAAGCCCUGCUGUACCGUGAUCCCAGGGGACAGUGUGGAGACCCAGCCUCUUUCGCUGAGCCUCCGCCUACGAUCACCUUCCCCUUAUCGACGUCAGCAGUGUCUGCGGGUACCGGAUACAAUGGGCGCCAACCCACGUGAAGAACUGCCAACGUUCAGCAAUCUGAGGCCUGCCUCCCUCCAACUGUGCCCAGCCAUCGGGCCCACGGUCCACUCCCCUCCACCCCGUGCUAGCUCUCCACCGGGGCAGGCUCCCUCCCUGUUGGCUACAAAUCCUCGGUCACCUUCUCCGGCUCUUCCUGUCCCCAGGCCUCAGUUCCCAAGAGGGAGCAUUAAUUCCUUACCUUUGCCUGAUGGGCCUCAGGUCUACCACUCUGACAAAGCGGACCAGGCCCGGUUUCCAGACUCCGACCUCGGGGUCUGCUUACCUCCCCCCACGGUCAGAUCCUGGUCAAACCGAGGCUCCUCCCUGAGGGGGUGCGAGGAGCCAGGUACACCCUCCAGGCCUCACUCUCCCGGCGAUCGGAAUGUCCCGGAACCAGCGCCGAGGUUACGUUCCCCCUCUCCACCGUCUGGAUCCCCCUGGCCGGAGUCCUCCUCUUCCCAACGUUCCGUGUUCCCGACACAAUCUGACAGAAAGCUCCGGGAACGGCGCCCCUCGGAAGACACAGAGUUACCGGAUGCAGUGGUCUCUCCUGGGGCCGGCUCUGCGCUGUGCUCGUCCGCUGAUGAUCCGGAACUUUCCGUCAGCCCUCAGCCUCGCGCCAGUCCAGGGUGCCAGCCCCCAGUGCGCUCCGAGACCCCCAAAGAUCCAGCGCCCUCGGUCAGGGGCCGGUCGCUGACCUCUCCGUUGGCAACAGCCCCUGCCUGGGCACUCUAUUUGCCGACCCGAGGUCACUCAGUCGAGGUCUUCUGCCCCAUGCCCUUCCCCAGGCCCAGGGUUCACUCCCCGGUGUCUGUCACGAGGCUUGACUUCACUUCCCCAGAAAUGUCCACCUCCAGGUGUCCAUCUCCAUCGCCCUCCCAGAGCUCCUCAAGGUCGGGCUCUCCUACCCCGCCUUGGGCUGGACGGCAGAGCCAAUCGCCACCCUCCUCAUCCUCCGACUCAUCGCCGUCCUGUCAGAGACCCACAGCAAUGUCCCCAGUGCCCUCUCCUUCCAGCCCAGGGACUGGGGCCUACCACUCAGUGAUUCAACAAAUAGCCAACGGCUCUUGUGUUGGUGUCAAGGACCAAUGGGGCACCCCGUUGGGCGGUAGUGUUGGCAAAGACUGUGCCCAAGUGCGAUUGGAGCACAGGGAGCAGUCCUGCCCUGUCUCUCCCCCUCAGCCUCGGGCCGGAGGUGAAACUAUCCGGUGGACUGAGGGUCUAGAUUCUGUGGUGUGUCCCCUCAUCAGCCCAGAGCCAGUCUCCAUCGUGGGACCAUCUCCGUGUGGCCAGGAGGCUGAGACAGAGGACGGAGACAGGGAGAUGUUUACGGGCGUGGGGUCGGCUCACCGUCCGAGCACCAACCCUAGCAGCAGUCAGAUGGAGCAGUGCCAUGUUCUGAGGCCUGGCAGGGAGCUGGGCAGAGAGAAAGGGAACAUAAAGACCAGCUAUUCGACCACAGUGAACCUGCAGAUUGGGGGCAGUGGGAAGAGAGCGACUUUCAGCAGAGCUCAGGUCAGUCUAACCCAGAUGUUCCUCCCAGCGGCUGGCCAGUCAAUCAGGAAGGUCAAUGGGAGCAGUGGGACCUCCCGGACAACGUGAUGACAGGCGGACAGCUUCAAACUGCCAAAGAACCUCAUUUUUAUUCCAUUAGAGAACGUCACAAAGAGCACACACACACACCAACGAUCUCUCUCUCACUCACUCACUCACUCACUCACACCAACCAACUCUCUCUCACACACAC